This is a messenger RNA of Tetrahymena thermophila SB210, 2622 nucleotides long. RefSeq lists its product as hypothetical. NCBI's taxonomy places the organism in Eukaryota, Ciliophora, Oligohymenophorea, Hymenostomatida, Tetrahymenidae. The record is from RefSeq and is a predicted model, not a curated record. The transcript has a single exon.
AAGAUAUAAUCAAAUAAGAUUACUUCAAAUAAUAAUAAUAAUAGUACAUAUAUAAGCAUUUUAGAGCUCAGCUUCGAAAGUAAAAUUAAUAAUAAAGUCUAUAUUUCUUUCUACUAGUCCAUGGACUCCAGCGUUGAUCUUGUACUAAAAAAGGACAUUAAUUAAAGUAUUAAUAAUAUUAUUAGAUCUGAUAGAUCUUCUUCUAAUCCUAAAACUUACUAAAAAAAUUCAGAAAUAGAUCUCUGCCAAAACUCUCAAAAAUAGCUUCUUUUUAAAAAGAUAUAUCAGAUAAACACAUAGAAUUUGAAGCAAAGAUAAAGUGAUAAUAUCAUUUUAGAAUCUAGGAGUCAAUCAAGCUAAAAUAUUGAUAAGUCUGCAAUAAAGAAUGCUUCUGUACAAAUAUAGCAAGCUAAUAGACGAUCAGUGAAAUAAAUAGUAAUCAAAAAGCAAAUCACAAUUGAAAGCUUAAACUCAUCAAAUGAUCAGCUCAGCCCUGAAGUUAAAGUUCCAUAAUCUGCCAGACAUUUCAAUCGCCCAACAUUUAAUUUGUGCUCUUUAAAUAAUCGAAUUUAGCAAUUGGAGUAAACCAAUUCUAAGAGCAAACUUAAUCAGUAUUUCUUUCCUUCAUAGAAACCAUUGAGCAAUAGAAAUGAAAACUCAUAAGUUUAUUGCACUUAUUUCAAUUAAUAGAACUCAAAUUAAAGUAUAGAUGAAAAGCCUGCAAAAAAAAAAAUAAUUAUAAGGAGGGAUGCUUUAAACACUUCAAGAGGAAUAGAGAUGCAAAAAGGAGUUUAAUAAUAAAAUAAUUACGUUUAGAAAGAAAUUUCAUCUACAGAUUCAAUAAGUAAUUUCAGAAGGUAUGACGAAGACUCAGACGAAAAUUUUGCAACAAGUGAGAGGAACGAAAAACCCAAAACAGAGUCAAAUAUUCCUUUUGAAAAUGAAAAUAAAUUUAAGGGCAGGAAUAUGUAUUCAUUCCAAACUUAAAUUAUAAAAAAAGUACCAAAAAAUACUCCUAUUAAAUUAGAAGAAGGUCAAAAUAUUGACAAAAGUUAUUCAAUUCAAGAAGAUAUUUCAAAUUUAAAUUUAGCAACAACCACCUGCUCUUCUGGGAAUGAAGAACUUUCUCCAAAUUAUUUACCUGUAGAUAGAAAAUUAAUGAAAAUUAUAAAAGUAAACAAAAACUUAUGUAAAUAUGGUAAGUCAAACUAAGUUGAAGAAUCGAAAUCCUAAACUAACAUAUUAAAAAAUCAAAUUAACUUAGUUAAAAAUGCUUAUAAGUAAUAAAAUAUUCAAAAUUUUGAUUAAAAUGGUAAUUUGUAACUCAAAGCCAAGUAGGAGUAAAACAGCUAACAAAUUUCUCAAGAUUAAAAUUAAGACCACAAAAAAGAGUCAACUGAAGAAAUUUUAGCAAAUUAAUUGGGAAUAUUUGAAGUUACCCAAACAGAAAAUAUAUUAAUUAAAAAGUUAAAAAUCCUAUCUCAAUGUGAAUUCAAUCUGUACGAAGCUUAUCAAAUUAAAAAUUUGUAAUAGAGUGAAAUUAAUUCUAUAAGCUCUUUUAUAAGUGCAAUGUAAAAUGAUAGCAAAGGAUAAAUGUUUACCAAUGUACUUAAUUAUAAGCAUUUUAUUCAAAAUUAAGAUAGCUCGCUUUUAAUUUUCCCUUUUUAAUCUAACAAAACCUUAAAAAAUUUGCUUUAAAAUAUUAAACUAUUGAAUGAAUAGCUUUUGAAGAUAUUCUUUAAAGAUAUUUUGUGCGGUCUCUAACAGAUAUAUUACAAUAUGAAGACUAAUCUAAUUAAUUUAUUAGAUUUUGAUCAAAUUUUUAUAGAUGAAAAAUAUAAACUCUUUGUUGGAUUAAAUAUUAAUUAAAGUAAAAUAGAUCCAGACUAAAUUUAUUUGCAAUACUUAUCUGAAGAUGAGUCAAAUAAUUAGUAAUAGUAUGAAAAAAUCAAUAAAUUACAAUUUAGAGAAGAAUGUAAUAUUGUACAGGACUUUGGAUUUUUAAUACUGAAAUCUCUUCUAGGACCUAAUUAUGCUAUUUUUGAAUAAAAUACAAAUCAUAGUAACUAAAUUAGGAGCUUAAUAUCAGACUAAAAUAAUUACAAAAAGUGUUGCCUUUUUCAUGAUAUUAAAUUUAUCUCAGAGAAAAAUAUAACUGAUUCUAGAGUCUAGUUAAAAAAAGCAAAUGAAAUCACCAAAUUUAUCUCUAAGAACUGCUCUUAAUAAUUGCAAGAUAUUUUGUGCGGAUCUCUAAAAUACAAAAAAGAAGAAAGAUUGAAUAUUUUUUAAUUACAAUAAUAAUAUUUCUUUUAAAGCUAAUUGAGUGCAGCAAUAGAUAAUUAAUAAAUAAAUAAUAACAAUAAUUAAUCUCAAAUAUUAAAACUUCUUUUUUAAUAAGUGUAAAUAAAAGAAAAAUAACAAGACACCCUUUAAUCAAAAACUCAAAAGCUUUAACUUUUGAUCAGACUAAAAUUAGUGAUUGCUAACUCUAAAUCAUUAUUUGAUAAAAUUUAACCAUAAACUAAUUAUUAAAAAAUACAAGAAAAAAUAGAAUCUCAGCUGAGCCAAUAUUUAUCAAUUACCACACAAGAAAUCAAGAAUAUAAUUAAUAUAGAAAAAUGA